Molecule: messenger RNA, 4170 nt
Organism: Ceutorhynchus assimilis (cabbage seed weevil)
Lineage: Eukaryota; Metazoa; Arthropoda; Insecta; Coleoptera; Curculionidae
Source: the annotation of a GenBank genome assembly
GAGUAUAUCAAUUAGUGCAUUAGUAGGAAUAUGAUUGACUUCAAUUUUAAUAAUUAGUUUUCGAUAAGUAAUAAUAAGAUGUUGAGGCUGCUGACAUUUUUUUGAUGUUUUGAUUUUAUACGUGUGUAAAAUGACCAAUUUUUCCACAGGAAUGACAGAUUGCAUCUUUUGCUAGACAUUUAUCUUUGGAGUGCCUGUUUCUUCCACAAAACUAACAUGUUGAAAUAAUGAACCUAUACGUAUAGGAAUUUGAGGUAUAAUAUUCUGACUCUUGUUGAGUCAUUUUUAAAGAUCAGUUGAUUUAUGUGUUUCUUCUAGGUUCAGAGUCGGUUUUUCUAAAAGUCUCUGCCUAUAAUGUGAGAUGGGGCAAGACCACGAAUAAAUUAAUCGUUUAUGUAGAUAUUUUUAUUUUGUUCUGCAGUGACUGCUUCACUACUUAAUUGUUUUAAAAUUUGUAAAUCUAUAGAUUCACUUACUUGGUGUUUUCUAGUACUUAGAUAAAUUAUGAUUCUCUGAAGAAUCCAUAGUACCUAUCACUUACAGAGUCCAAAGUUUUAAAAACAAAUCACAAACAAGCUUCAAAGUAUUCAGAAUGGCGGAAAUUUUUCAACCUAUCCAAACUUAAUGAUCUUAGUCGUUUGGAGCAAAUUUCUUUACUCUUACCUAUACUUUUCCAAAGAAAUCUAAAAAAGGAUGAUCAAGUUAUGCUCUAUCGAGAAUGUUAACAAAGUUGAGUGAAAAUUUCCCCAUUGAAGAAAAAUCCACCCUCCACACCAGGGCAUUAAUUCCAGUCACAUCAGCUGAUAUGAGGCGUCGCGACGCGCCCCAGACGCCGACAAAGUUCUUCCAGCCGUUUUCGGAAGUAAGGGUCGUUUCUCUACUGAAAACACACAAAAUAUAUAACGUAAACAGCUGAACCGUCAAGGCACACACUCGACCGUUCGAUUUCGUUUUCAGUUGCGUUGUUACGAGCCUCGAGCAAAGAGACCGCGAGCGCGAGGUUCACUUAUAAAAUAAUUUCGCUUUCUGUUAAAUAAAUAAUUUAUAUUUUGUAUAUUAAUUAAUAAAAUAAUGCGGUUUAAUUAUAAUUAUUUGUUUCACAUAAUGUGGGGAAAAUUUGAUUAGUAAUUUGAAAAACUACGAUAAUGCGGUUUACGCGUAAAAAAGAAAAGUUCCGCACCGUGCUCAAUUAAUAAGAAAAAGAUUCAAUGAAUGACGUUCGCGGAUUCACCCACAACACAACUAAAAGUGCGGGUUUUUAGCCACCCUGGCUAAUCUCGGGAUUCACUCGCUUCCAUUUAAAUUGCAACCAUUGCUAACAACUAGAUGCAUUUUGCGUUAAAACCUCGAGCGCUCUUUAACUCUUUUGUUCUUAGCAGCGGCAGCGGCAACAAAACUAAACGACAAUGGACAGUAAAAAGGUCGGGUGUGUGUGCCGCUUUAGGGGUUGUUUUGUUAUUGUUUUGUUAUUGUUGUUCAUGGUGAUUGGUCGGUUUCGCGGGUGCGAUUGUUCGAGGAACGAUAGUAGGAUUCUUAAGAGGGAGGCUCUUGAUGGACACUUGCAAGAGUAUCUGAUGAAUUUCGGUUACAUGAAGCGGUCGUCGGACGGCGCUUUCGCCAUGAGAACCGAAGAAUCGAUACGACAAUCCAUAAGCGAAAUGCAGGCCUUCGCCGGGAUUCCCGUAACCGGAAAACUCGACGAGAAAACCGUGAAGCUAAUGAAAACCCCUAGAUGUGGCUUACCAGAUAAGGAAAUUGGGCUUACUUCGGGCAGACGGAAAAGAUACACGAUUCACGGUUUGAAGUGGCCUUAUACGGAUUUAACUUGGAGUUUGAGGACCAAACAAUUUCAAGACUUGGAUCCGUACGAAGUGCGCUACGUGAUAUCCAAAGCUCUGGCAGUAUGGUCCAAACAUUCAAAGCUGAGCUUUACGGAGGUGGACAGCGACAAGGCUGACGUUUUGAUUUAUUUUUAUAGGAAAAGUGUGGAUGUUCAUUUUGAUGCCGACGAAAGCUGGACUACUAGCGGGGACAGUCAGCAAGGUACAAACUUAUUCAAUGUUGCCGCCCACGAAAUUGGACAUUCUUUGGGUUUGUCGCAUUCCAAUGUGGAAGGUGCCUUGAUGUAUCCGUGGUAUUCGGAAAUGAAAGAUGGAUUUGACUACGAGUUGCCUGACGAUGAUAAGUUGGCAAUACAAUAUCUUUAUGGUUCAAGAGACCUGAAACAAUGGGGCAGAAUUCCGCAAUACCAUCCGCAACAACCUCAAAGGCCAUCCACCACCAGCACAACAACUACCACGACUACCACAACCACCAGGCCACCGGUUAGGGCUUACCCAAGGUAUCCUUACGAUCCUAGGUAUCCUAACGGAAGGUAUCCUUACAACAAGCCUGAAACUCCAUACAACAAGCCAAUGAAUCCGGAAAAGAAGCCCCAUUAUCACAAACCCAAGCACGAACACAAUCCGCAUCACAAACAUCCAUUUACUGGUCGCCAUUAUCCAUCCACAUCCAGCACACCUCGUCCAGAAACCAAACCAACCAAACUGAUUCCUAGAAAACAUCACACCCCUCACAAAGAAUACCCAUCGGAAGAAGUACCACCAGAUACCUGCGACACCACUUAUGAUGCUGUAGCUGUAAUAAGACGCGAACUAUUUAUAUUCAAAGACAAAUGGUUUUGGAGGAUUGGCGACAAUGGAGUGGUAACUUCUGGAUACCCAGCUGAAAUAACCAGAUUGUUUCGUGGGUUUCCUAGGAGUUUGAGUCAUGUGGAUGCCGUACUGGAACGAAGCGACGGCAACAUAAUGUUCUUUGUGGACGAUCGGUAUUAUUUGUUUUCGGGAGUGAGCUUGAUGCCGGGGUAUCCGAAAACUUUGACGGAACUGGGACUGAGCAGUAGCGUGAGGAAAAUCGACGGGGCUAUGAUUUGGGGGCACAACGGGAAGACUUACUUUUUUAGUGGAGAUCAAUAUUGGAGAUUUGACGACGAAGAACUAAAAGUAGAAAUGGACUAUCCCAGAAACAUGUCCAGAAUGUGGAAAGGAGUUGGAACCGACAUUGACGCCGUAUUCCAAUGGAAAGACGGUAAGACCUACUUUUUCAAAGGCAAAGGAUUUUGGAAAUUCAACGACUUACGAAUGAGAGUGGACGAUUACGAACAAAAACUUUCGGCACCAGUUUGGAUGGGGUGCAAGCAAAAUUUCGAACAAAACGACCUCAAUCAAAAACUUCCAUACACUGGUGGUUGUAGUUUGACGAAAAACAGCUUAUUUACGAUUUUGAUUGUUUUUAUAAGCAGGGUGCUCUUGAUGUUAUAGAUCUCUGGUUUGGGAAAAUUAAUUGUGAUAGGGAUAAGGCUAUAAUAUAUUUUUUUAUUAAGGCAAUAGUUCUAUAAUUAAUUUUAAAGCUUUGUACAGCAAAUUUUUAUUAGGCCACCUUAGUGCAAUAAAUUAAAUUAUGAGGUAAUUUUUGCAAAAUUGAAGCUUUACAUAUCGAGGUAUAUAAUAAUGAUAUUUGUAUUUUGUAAAGACUGAAUUUAUUAAUUGCUUUUUUCAUCAUCACUGCCUCACUUUUAACAAUAAUAUUGAUUGCUUCAAAAAUACUAUAUUUUUGUGAUAUAUUAUUAUCUACAUAUUUCUUGAUUUGUAAUUUUUUUUUUAUAUUAUAUUCUUUAGGCUUUUAAUUUCUGUGAUAUUUUUAUAACCAGUUUUUUUAUUUGUAUAAUAAUUUUAGUUUAUAUUUAUAAUUAGUCAAAAAAUACAAUAAGUGUACCAAAAAAAAAAAAUGUUUAGGUCAAAACCUUACAUUCCAAAAUUUUCUGAGGAGUAGCUUACACCAAUAAUAAUACUCCGUUCCUUAUUUGUAAGGAGUCAAAAUUUCAUUUUAAUCGGGACACACCUGUAUAUCAAUAUUCAAUAUUUUAAAUAAUAUACUUUUAGCUAAUUUGAAAAACACCAUUUCAUCUUCGAAUAAAAAGAACGUUUUAGUUCUUUAAUUUAAGCUUAUUGGUUUGGCUUAGCAGCCAAUUAUUAAGCAUUGUGAAGACCUAUUGGGUUUAAUUACUGCUAAUUUAAAAAAAUAAUUAUUGUAAAUAUACUGAAUGUUAAUUAAUGAAAAAAUUGCCUAUUUUAAACAGGAAAUAAAUCUUUUUUUUUUUUUAAUUUCAGA